CUGGCAUAUAAAAGCUAUAGAAAUGGAAGGCAAAGUUGCAUUAAAAAAAUUGCUGCAAGUUCAGGAAAUGCUAUAUGAUAAUACAGAUGCAUUGAACAGGACUGAAGAACCCUCCAUAAAAAACACUCUUCUUAGUUUGAACAUGAAUAACUCAGAUUCUCCUCAAAAUCAAGAAGAGCAGCCCGUGACCCAAUUGGACUUUCUGAAAAUUAAGCUAGAGGAAGUGAAGAAGGAGAAUCAGAAUUUAAGAUCUAUGCUAAAUCAGAUUAGUGAACACUACGGAGAUCUUCAGAAUCGGUUAUUGUUAGCCAUACAGCAGCAACUAUCUUCAUCACAUGGAAAUGAUGAUGACCUGCUGGCAAAUGAUGACAUGGAGAAACCAGUGUUACCCACCAGGCAGUUCUUAAAUAGUUGUAACAAAAGACCUUCAGAUGGCAGCACAACAAAAGUAUUUGCAUAUCCUGAAAACAUUGAGAAGAACAUAGGCAAAAACCUUAAAUAUGCUUACAAUGUUGAAGGUAAAACCAAUAAGCAAAUAACAACAUCACAAGAAGCAAAAAUCAAAGAAGAUCAAGCAUGUGUGGCUUCUUGCAGGAAAGCUAGAGUGUCCAUAAGGGCAAGAUCAGAUUUUUCUUUGAUGGGUGAUGGGUGUCAAUGGAGAAAGUAUGGACAAAAGAUAGCAAAGGGUAACCCUUGUCCCAGGGCCUACUAUCGUUGCAACAUGGGAACAGCAUGUCCAGUUCGUAAGCAGGUUCAAAGGUGUGCUGUGGAUGAAACUGUUCUCAUCACAACAUAUGAGGGGAAUCAUAAUCAUCCACUCCCACCGGCAGCCAGAUCCAUGGCGAGCACAACAUCAGCAGCAUUGAGCAUGUUCCUUUCUGGCUCAACCACUAGUUUACAUGGCAGCACUCUAUCAAAUUCAGGCCUCUUCUCUUCAUUAUCUAGUUCUGCCUCCACUGGUUUUGCUACGGUUUAUCCAUCUGCAUCAUGUCCUACUGUAACAUUAGACUUAACCCUGCCCUCUAAUAAUUACUCAACCCAACCAUUUCCAUUGUCAUUGCAUGAUGGUUACACUCAGCAAUCUGAGGGGUUGUAUUUGUCUUCUAAGCUUCCAACCUUGAUACCCUCUGAGAAAAACCUUGCCUUGGUGGAUGUUAUCAGUGCAGCUAUAACCAAGGAUCCAUCUAUAAAGGCAGCAUUGGUUGCAGCUGUUUCCUCAGUCACUGGUGCAACUCAGAACAUCAAUAACCACAGCCAGAUUGGUAGAAAUGCAUCAACACUGAACCACUGA
Molecule: messenger RNA, 1291 nt
Organism: Gastrolobium bilobum
Lineage: Eukaryota; Viridiplantae; Streptophyta; Magnoliopsida; Fabales; Fabaceae
Product: probable WRKY transcription factor 47
Exons: 6
Coding region: 23-1291 (422 amino acids)
Biological process (GO): regulation of DNA-templated transcription
Molecular function (GO): sequence-specific DNA binding; DNA-binding transcription factor activity
Source: RefSeq, a predicted model, not a curated record